Messenger RNA from Acomys russatus (golden spiny mouse), 3593 nucleotides. It is a transcript of the gene Anpep, whose product is annotated as alanyl aminopeptidase, membrane. The record is from RefSeq and is a predicted model, not a curated record. Lineage: Eukaryota; Metazoa; Chordata; Mammalia; Rodentia; Muridae. Gene Ontology annotation, cellular component: cytoplasm. The transcript has 20 exons. Gene Ontology annotation, biological process: peptide catabolic process; proteolysis. Gene Ontology annotation, molecular function: metalloaminopeptidase activity; zinc ion binding; peptide binding. Bases 381 to 3290 code for a protein of 969 amino acids.
CUCUCCAUUUCUUCUUGCAGGUAGAUGAGUGUCACCUGCCUUGCCCUCUGGGUGCCUAGCCUGCAGCCUGCCCUUCGACCAUAGCUCUGCCCGACCGACCGACCCCCUUACCUUCCAGGUCACCUGCAGCCUAUAACCAGACACUGUCUGCUCCCAGCAGGCACCCUCAGGCCAGCUUUGCUCAUUUUAACUUCCGAUUUCUCCAGAGCCUGGGCAGAGUGGACCCCUGUCCAAGCUAGUGACCUUCGCCUGAGCCCUGGUUAAUAUUUGUCCAAUCUAAAGGCAGUGGGGCUCCGCCCCCUGGGAGAUAUAAACUGGCCCAGGGUUGUUCUGCUUCCCUCUUGGUCUGAGCCACUCGAGCUCCCUGCCCCACCGGCAUCAUGGCCAAGGGUUUCUACAUUUCCAAGACCCUGGGCAUAUUGGGCAUCCUGCUGGGUGUGGCCGCCGUGUGCACCAUCAUUGCCUUAUCGGUUGUCUAUGCCCAGGAGAAGAACAGGAAUGCUGAGGACUCGCUCCCUGGCAGCAUCUCGCCCACCACCUCGCUCACCACCCCUGCCAUAGAUGAAAGCAAACCUUGGAACCAGUACCGCUUGCCUAAGACUCUCAUACCUGACUCCUACCGGGUGACCCUGAGGCCAUACCUCACCCCCGACGCUCAGGGCCUGUACAUCUUCAAAGGUUCCAGCACUGUUCGCUUUACCUGCAACCAGACCACGGAUGUCAUCAUCAUCCACAGCAAAAAGCUCAACUACACCCUCAAGGAGAACCACAGGGUGGUGUUGCGUGCCUUGGGUGACCCCCGGGCACCUGCCAUUGACAGAACUGAGCUGGUAGAGCGCACUGAGUAUCUGGUGGUGCACCUGCGGGCACCCCUGGUAAAAGGUAAUCAGUACGAGAUGGACAGCGAGUUCCAGGGGGAGCUGGCUGACGACCUAGCUGGCUUCUACCGCAGUGAGUACAUGGACGGUGGCAACAAAAAGGUGGUGGCCACAACGCAGAUGCAGGCUGCUGAUGCCCGGAAAUCCUUUCCGUGCUUUGACGAGCCCGCCAUGAAAGCCAUGUUCAACAUCACACUCAUCUACCCCAAGAACUAUAUAGCUCUGUCGAACAUGCUUCCCAAAGGUGAGCCUGGCUGGCCUGGGUUUCCCUUUCCGGAAGACACUUCCUGGACCAUCACUGAGUUCCAACCCACUCCCAAGAUGUCCACAUACCUGCUGGCCUACAUUGUGAGCGAGUUCAAAAGUGUGGAAUCCGUCUCAAGCAAUAAUGUCCAGAUUCGAAUCUGGGCUCGGCCCAGUGCCAUUGACCAGGGCCAUGGUGCUUACGCGCUGAGUGUGACAGGCCCCAUCCUAAGCUUCUUUACCCAACAUUAUAAUACGUCCUACCCUCUAGCAAAGUCCGACCAGAUUGGCCUGCCUGACUUCAACGCUGGAGCCAUGGAGAACUGGGGGCUGGUGACCUACCGUGAGAGCUCUCUGGUCUUUGACCCUCAGUCUUCCUCCAUUGACAACAAGGAGCGGGUGGUCACCGUGAUCGCUCAUGAGCUGGCCCAUCAGUGGUUCGGUAACCUGGUGACAUUGGACUGGUGGAAUGACCUGUGGCUAAAUGAAGGCUUUGCCUCCUAUGUGGAAUAUCUGGGUGCCGACAAUGCAGAGCCCAGCUGGAAUCUGAAAGACCUCAUAGUGCAGAACGAAGUAUACCGUGUGAUGGCUGUGGAUGCGCUCGCUUCCUCCCACCCGUUGUCCAGCCCUGCUGACGAGAUCAAAACACCGGCCCAGAUCAUGGAGCUGUUUGACAGUAUCGCCUACAGCAAGGGAGCCUCAGUCAUUAGGAUGCUGUCCAGCUUCCUGACAGAGGAACUGUUUAAGAAGGGCCUUUCGUCUUAUCUCCACACCUUCCAGUACUCGAACACCAUUUAUCUGGACCUGUGGGAUCACCUGCAGAAGGUGGUGGACUCUCAGAGUGCUGUCAGUCUCCCAGCCCCAGUACGCACCAUCAUGGACCGCUGGAUUCUACAGAUGGGCUUUCCAGUCAUCACAGUGAACACUGUAACAGGAGAAAUCACCCAGGAGCACUUUCUCCUUGACCCGGAGUCCAGCGUCACCCGCCCCUCAGAGUUUAAUUAUGUCUGGAUCGUGCCGAUCUCAUUUCUGAAGCAUGGAUUGCAACCGCAGGAGGACCACUACUGGCUGGUGAACCAGAAAGGGCAGAAUGACAGGUUCAAGACAUCUGCAAACGAGUGGGUCCUGCUGAACCUUGGUGUAACUGGCUACUAUCAAGUGAACUAUGAUGAGGGCAACUGGAGGAAGAUUCAGAACCAGCUGCAAGCAAACCUUAGUGUUAUCCCUGUCCUCAACCGCGCACAGAUUAUCCAUGACUCCUUCAACCUGGCCAGUGCUAAAAAGAUACCCAUCACUCUGGCGCUGAACAACACCCUCUUCCUGGUCAAGGAAGAGGCAUACUUGCCCUGGGAGGCUGCCCUGAGCAGCCUGAACUACUUCAAGCUCAUGUUCGACCGCUCUGAAGUCUAUGGCCCCAUGAAGAGGUACCUGAGGAAGCAAGUCUUGCCCCUCUUCAAUCACUUCAAAACUUUAACCAACAACUGGGCCAAUCGCCCACCAACACUGAUGGAACAGUACAAUGAAAUUAAUGCCAUCAGCACGGCCUGUUCCAGUGGUCUCCAAGAGUGUAGGGACCUGGUUUCUGCGUUUUAUCGUCACUGGAUGAACAACCCUGAUAAUAACACGAUCCACCCCAACCUCCGGUCUACUGUCUACUGCAACGCCAUUGCUUACGGCGGCGAGGAAGAGUGGCAGUUUGCCUGGGAACAGUUCCAGAAAGCCACUUUGGUAAACGAGGCAGACAAACUCAGAUCAGCCUUGGCCUGUAGCAAAGAGGUGUGGAUUCUAAACAGGUACUUGAGUUACACUCUGAAUCCUGACUAUAUCCGGAAGCAGGACGCCACCUCCACCAUCAUCAGCAUUGCCAGCAACGAGCUUGGACAACCUCUGGUUUGGGACUUUGUGCGAAGCAACUUCAAGAAACUCUUUGAGGAUUACGGUGGAGGAUCUUUCUCCUUUUCCAGACUCAUCCAGGGAGUGACCAGGCGCUUCUCCUCGGAGUUCGAGCUGCAGCAGUUGGAGCAGUUCAAGGCGGAGAACAGUGCAACAGGCUUUGGCUCGGCCACUCGGGCUCUGGAGCAAGCUCUGGAGACGACGAAAGCCAACAUCAAGUGGGUGAAAGAGAACAAAGAUGUGGUUCUCCAGUGGUUUGAAGAAAACAGCCAGUAAUCCCUGCUCCUGUGAGCCACCGGGCCCCGUGGGACACCUACGGCCAUCUCAGCAGCCUAUGAGGGUCUCUGUCCUCAGAGCUCCAGACACCAACAUCCUACCCUCAAGGAUGAAGUCUCCAGCCUAUGGGGCCUGCCUAGCUCCUAAUGUCAGGCUACCAGGAGCCACCUAGACCUUGCCUCUCAUGCCAACUCUGCCCCAGGUUCAGGCCUCUGGGGCUGAUCUCAGGGAAGCCCAGCUCUGAGGCCAGUUUAACUGGACAAAGGGCAACCUGAAUAGAGUCUCCCUGCACACUUUACUAUG